Molecule: messenger RNA, 6001 nt
Organism: Columba livia (rock pigeon)
Lineage: Eukaryota; Metazoa; Chordata; Aves; Columbiformes; Columbidae
Gene: EIF2AK4
Product: eukaryotic translation initiation factor 2 alpha kinase 4
Exons: 39
Coding region: 28-5523 (1831 amino acids)
Biological process (GO): DNA damage checkpoint signaling; regulation of translational initiation by eIF2 alpha phosphorylation
Cellular component (GO): nucleus; cytoplasm
Molecular function (GO): eukaryotic translation initiation factor 2alpha kinase activity; ATP binding; protein binding
Source: RefSeq, a predicted model, not a curated record
CAACUCGAGAUACCCUGUGACUUAGUCAUGCGCAGCCUCCGCAGCUGUGAGAACGGGGCGUUUGCGACGAAGCACGAAGGACCACGCGUGGCCGCAGGGGCUGAGGGGUCAGAGAGCCGUGGGCCGUGCACCCCGGUUCCCCACGGGGCGGCGGGGCCCUCAACAAGCCAGCGAGCGCUGUCGGCUCCACGUCCCUGCACAGGGCGGGGCUACCGCGGUGCUGAGGCAGCCGCCAGCCCACCGCACUCCGGCACACAGUCCUGCUGGGGCGGCCACACCGGCCCGCCCCGCCCCGCCCCGCAGCCACCGUCCCCCCACGCUCCACCCGGACCCAAGCGGGGCCGAGCGGCCCCGGCUCCUCCUCCCGCCGCGGUGGAGGCGGUGCUGGGACGCGGCCGCCGCUGGGCCGGCUCCACUUCCAGAGUGGCAGCGCGGCGGGGCCCUUCGCCAUGGCUGCCGCCCGCCUCCCGCCGGGGAGCUGACAUGGCCCGGCCGAGCAGCGCGCAGCAGCGGUCGGCGGAGGUGGCCGAGGAGCCGCCGGAGAGCUACCAGCUCCGGCAGGAGAACGAGCUCCAGGUGCUGGAGUCCAUUUACGGGCAGGACUUCCAGGAUCUGCGGCAGCACCAGGCCUGGAAGGUGCGGCAGCCUCCUGAAAUUAAUUUAGUGCUGCGUCCUCGGGGAUUGACCAGUGAUAAUGAAGUGUAUGCCAAAGUUGAUCUGUGGGUCAAGUGUCCACAUAGUUACCCUGAUACUGUCCCUGAGAUACAACUAAAAAAUUCAAAAGGCUUGUCAAAUGAGAAAAUAAAUGAGUUAAAAUCUGGACUAGCUGAACUGGCAAAACAGUGCUGUGGAGAGGUGAUGAUAUUUGAACUUGCAGACCAUGUACAGUCAUUUCUCAGUGAGUAUAAUAAACCACCUUCCAAGUCUUUUCAUGAAGAAAUGCUGAAAAACCAUCAAAAAGAAAAAGAAAGACUGGCUCAGGAGGAAUUGCGUAGGGCACAAGAAGCUAAGAGAAGAGAGGAGCAGGAGCAACGUGAAAUCCUCAAAGAGAUUCAGAGAAGGGAGGAAGAGAAAAGAGAAGAAAGAAAAAAGAAAGAGAUUGCUAAACAGGAACGUUUGGAAAUAGCUGCUCUGGCAAGUCGAGAAAAUUCUCACAAGAGAGAUACAGCAGGAUGUAGAGUAGCUUCCAGUUCAAAUGGAAGUGGUUUGGAACAUGGAGUGAAUAAUAAACACCGACCAAAUUCAGCUGGACGUUCAAAGGACUGCAACAAUACUGUCUUUCUGAGUUGGAGAAAAAUGUUGUGUUCAUGUUGCAGACGAGAACGCCAGCUUUCUGUUAGUAAUAAUGAAGAGUCCCCUGGAAAUCAUGAAGUUUUGAACUUCAGCACAAGUGGUACUGGGCAACUUAUGGUCCAUAAAGGAAAAUGUCUAGGCAAGGAUGAACAACUGGGUAAAUCAGUCUACAAUGCCUUGGAAAGUCGCAGUGGAGACUUUGUUUUAAUAUAUGAGUGGGUUCUGCACUGGCAAAAAAAGAUGGGAAGGUUUCUUACAUCGCAUGAAUUAGAAAAGAUUGAGAAGUGUAAGAAACAGCUUCAGGGUGCAGAAACAGAGUUCAGCUCACUGACGAAGCUAAGUCACCCAAACAUAGUGCAUUAUAAAAGUAUGAACCUUAAAGAACGGAACGAUUCCAUUGUGGUGGACAUUUUAGUGGAGCACAUAAAUGGUUUCAGCCUUUCUACUUACUUACACAAAGAGACUCCAGUUCCAGUUGAGCAGUUGCGCCAUUAUGUGACCCAGAUCUUGUCAGCUCUUGACUACUUGCAUAGUAAUUCAGUAGUGCACAAAGUUCUUUGUGCUGCCAGUAUCUUGGUAGAUGCUGAAGGAAACAUCAAGGUGACAGACUACAGCAUUUCCAAGCGCUUAGCUGAUAUCUGCAAAGCAGAUGUUUUUGAGCAAACUAAAGUGCGUUUUAGUGAGGAUGGUCUUCCGAGCAAACCUGGAAAAAAAGGAGAUGUGUGGAGUCUGGGCUUGCUUCUGCUUUCACUCAGCCAGGGCCAAGUAACCAAGGAGUAUCCAGUUGCUGUUCCUACCAGUUUACCUGCUGACUUCCAAGACUUUCUGGAAAAAUGCGUUUGCUUAGAAGACAAGGAAAGAUGGACUCCUCAGCAGCUGUUACAACAUAGUUUUAUAAACAUUCCACGAAUGAAAAUGCCUGUAGCUGAAGAAAAUCUAGAUGAUUCAGCAGAUAUAGAUUGCAUCGAGACAGUUGUACCAAGCAGUCAAAUAUCCAGCGCCUCAUUCUUCACAGAAACACAGAGACAAUUUUCACGCUACUACAAUGAGUUUGAAGAGCUAAAAUUGCUUGGCAAAGGAGCUUUUGGAGCAGUCAUCAAGGUGAGAAAUAAGCUUGAUGGUUGCUAUUAUGCUGUGAAACGUAUUCAUAUAAACCCUGCCAGCAAGCAAUUUCGGAGGAUUAAGGGGGAAGUAACAUUACUCUCCCGGUUGAACCAUGAGAAUAUUGUGAGGUACUACAAUGCCUGGAUAGAAAAACAUGAAAGCCCUGUCCCCGCUGUGUCGUCUGAAACAACUGAAGAGAGAAGAACAGAAACCAAAGGCGGUCCCUUCAUCCUUGCCACUGAGGAGACAAAUGAUGUGGAAGCCAAUGCUCCUCCUCCAGUUUUGACAAGUUCAGUUGAGUGGAGUACUUCAUGUGAAAGAUCCUCCAGCAACAAAUUCAGUGGAGCUGAUCAGGAGUCCAGUGAUGAUGACGACGAUGAAGGUGAUGGGGUGUUCUCACAUUCAUUUCUACCAACCACAGACUCUGAAAGUGAAAUAAUUUUUGAAAAUGAGGAUGAAAACAGUAAAGGCGAUCCCCCAGUAAGUAUAAAGGAUGAAGAAGGCAGUGAAAAGAAUGGCCACGGAGGAGAAAACGAGACACCAGUCAUUCAGACAGUGCAUUACCUGUACAUCCAGAUGGAGUAUUGUGAAAAGAGCACAUUAAGGGAUACUAUUGACCAAGGAUUAUAUGAGGACACCAGUCGGCUUUGGAGGCUUUUCCGAGAGAUUUUAGAUGGGUUAGCUUACAUCCAUGAAAAGGGAAUGAUCCACAGAGACUUGAAACCUGUGAACAUUUUUUUAGAUUCAGAUGAUCAUGUCAAAAUUGGUGACUUUGGUUUAGCUACAGAUCAUCCAGCAAAUGCAGUGAUCUCUAAACAAGAAGAAAAUCAUUCAGAUAGUUCUGUUAUGUCUGAUCCAUCAGGUAAUUUGACAGGGAUGGUUGGCACUGCGCUGUACGUCAGCCCGGAGGUCCAAGGAAGCACAAAGUCUACAUACAAUCAGAAAGUAGACCUGUUCAGUCUGGGUAUAAUAUUCUUUGAAAUGUCUUACCAUCCCAUGAGUACUGCAUCAGAAAGGAUCUUUGUUCUCAGUCAGUUAAGACUGCCCACUAUUGUAUUUCCUAAAGACUUUGAUGAAGUCAAACAUGCAAAGCAGAGAUCAGUUAUUACAUGGCUCCUGAACCAUGAUCCUGCAGCACGACCAACAGCUGUGGAGCUGUUAAAAAGUGAACAUCUUCCACCACCCCAGAUGGAAGAGUCUGAACUUCAUGAAGUACUCCACCAUACCUUGGCAAAUGUGGAUGGAAAGGCCUACCGGACUAUGAUGAGUCAGAUAUUUUCACAGCGUGUAUCUCCAGCUAUAGACUAUACCUAUGACAGUGAUAUGCUGAAGGGUAGUUUUUCUAUUUGGGCAGCCAAGAUACAGCAGCAUGUGUGUGAGAUUGUCAGCCGGAUAUUUAAAAGACACGGAGCCGUCAAGCUGCAUACUCCACUGCUGAUGCCCAGAAAUAAGAAAUUGUAUGAACAUAAUGAAGCUUCAUAUUUCAUGGAUCACAGUGGGAUGCUGGUGAUGCUUCCUUAUGACCUCAGGAUUCCUUUUGCAAGAUUUGUAGCUAGAAAUAACAUAUCAAACUUGAAAAGGUACUGUAUACAGAGAGUUUUCCGACCUCGGAAGUUAGACCGCUGUCAUCCCAAAGAACUCCUAGAAUGUGCGUUUGACAUCAUUACAUCUACUGGAAAUAGCUUUUUGCCUAUAGCAGAAACAAUUUAUGCCAUUUCAGAAAUCAUUCAAGAGUUUUCAGUCUUACAGGAAAGAAAUUAUAGUAUUUACUUGAACCACACGGCCUUACUGAAAGCUAUACUUUUGCACUGUGGGAUACCAGAGGAUAAACUCAAUCAAGUUUACAUCAUUCUGUAUGAUGCUGUGACUGAAAAGCUAACUAAAAGAGAAGUAGAAGCCAAAUUCUGUAAUCUUUCUCUCACAUCAAAUAGUCUUUCUCGACUCUACAGAUUCAUUGAGCAGAAGGGAGAAGCAAGUAAUGUGUUUCCAUUUUUAAACACAAUGAUAAAACAAAAGCCAGGUGUCACUCAGCUGCUGAAGCAUGGCAUGAAGGAUUUAGAGGAAAUCAUUGGUCUGUUAAAGCAACUUGGAAUAAAACUUCAGGUUUCUAUAAAUCUGGGACUAGUUUACAAAAUACAGCAGCACAAUGGUAUUAUCUUUCAGUUUAUAGCAUACAUCAAAAGAAGACAAAGAACUGUGCCUGAAAUUCUUGCUGCAGGGGGCAGAUAUGAUCAUCUGAUUCCACAAUUUAGAGGGCCACAGACAGUAGGACCAGUUCCUUCAGCUGUUGGAGUCAGCAUAGCUAUAGAUAAAAUAACUGCUGCUGUUUCCGGUGUGGAAGAUUCUGUUUCUGUCAGCUCAUGUGACCUGCUGGUUGUAAGCGUUGGUCAGAUGUCAAUGGGUAGAGCUAUCAAUAUUGUUCAGAAACUCUGGACUGCAGGAAUUCCAGCCGAGAUAAUGUACGACUGGUCCCAGUCCCAGGAAGAACUGCAGGAGUAUUGCAGAUGCUCUGGGAUUACAUAUGUGGCUCUUGUGUCAGAUAAAGAGGGAAGUCAUGUAAAGGUGAAAUCCUUUGAGAAAGACAGACAGACGGAGAAAAGGAUUUUAGAAUCUGACUUAGUAGAUCACCUGAUCCAGAAACUGAAAACUAAAAUCUGUGACGAAAGAUGUAGUAGAGAAACCUCAGAUAAUCUUUCAGUACCAAAUCAAAAGGGAUCCUUUACUAACAUUUCAGGUGCGUUUGAAUCACAUGGAACUCUUGUUGUACCCAAUGUUAGCGUUAUAGCUCCUGAAAAAUUAUCUGCCAGUGCCAGGCGUCGCCAAGAAAUUCAGGUGCAAACAAGACUUCAGACAUUCAUUUCUAGCCUGCAACAGAAAACAAGUGAGAUUGAGAUUUUAGCAGUAGAUCUGCCAAAAGCAACUGUGAUACACUUCUUAUCAUUAGAGUUUGAUGGAGAUAGACAAGCCUUUGAUGCUACUGUGAGACAACUGGUGUCACGAUGGCCGAAACAGAGAUGUUCGUACUUACAAGCAAUUUGUGAUGAAAUUUACAGUAUCAAAAUGGAAAAGAGGGUUCCUGCGCUUAUCCUGUACAGCUACCGAGAUGAAUACAAGGUGUUGUUCUAAUGCUUAAAGCAUCUUUUAUGGGAUGCCUUUACUAACAGACAAGUGUUUUGUCAAAAGGAAUUUUAAAAAGCUGUAAAAAGUUGACAGGCAACUAAUGCCUUUUUAUGUGUCCAGACGGAAUUUCAUGUGUAAUAUAAAACUGUAAUUUUUUGUCAAAAAGUGGAAAUAAAUGUUUUAUAGGCACUUAAGGAGCAAGUCUUGACUACAGCCAGAGAUAGGUUUUAUCACGUGAUUCUUGCCUCCUUAUGCCACAAGAGAUUAUCAGCUGUGCAGGUAUAAAACUGCUUGUUUUUUUUAAAUAGUUUCAGAAUGUCUUUUAUGUGAACAUGCAACAGUAGUACUGAAAUGAGGAACUCAGUUCAAGGUUUAAAGAGGAUGAAUUAUCUUCAGCUCUAAAAAACUUUUAAAUUUUUUUGAAGAAGGGUUUUUAUGUAAUAAAAGGUCUGGCUACUGAGCUGCCUUGAAAUAUGUAUUACAA